Molecule: messenger RNA, 1316 nt
Organism: Oncorhynchus tshawytscha (Chinook salmon)
Lineage: Eukaryota; Metazoa; Chordata; Actinopteri; Salmoniformes; Salmonidae
Product: transmembrane protein 222-like
Exons: 6
Coding region: 92-637 (181 amino acids)
Source: RefSeq, a predicted model, not a curated record
GUGACUGCUUUGCAGACGGCCUGGAACGCGGCCGCCAUUUUUGAGCUGUGCGUUUAGUAGCCAUAGGCUACGUCAGAGUGCCAAAUUACUGAUGGCGCAGGAGGCGGACAUAAUGAUUAAUUAUCACGGCGGAUUCGAAAAAUUAGACCGGAAAAACAGCCGUUAUCCUUAUUGUAUCGUUUGGACCCCUAUUCCAAUACUGUCGUGGUUGCUCCCCUUCAUUGGUCACAUGGGGAUCUGUACUUCUGCAGGCGUGAUAAGAGACUUCGCUGGAUCGUACUUAGUGUCUGAAGAUAAUAUGGCCUUUGGAAGACCAACAAAGUACUGGAAGCUUGAUAUUGAUAAGGUGUGUGGCACUGGCUCAGCUGCCUGGGACAAAGCAGUGCACGAUGCAUCGGAGGAGUACAAAUGCAGGCCGCACAACCUCUGCUGUGAUAACUGCCACUCCCACGUGGCCCGGGCCCUCAACCUCAUGCGCUACGACAACAGAACGACCUGGAACAUGGUCAACCUAUGCCUGCAGACCCUUAUCCAUGGCAGGCAUGUCAGCUGUGUGUCGUUCCUCAAGACCUGGCUGCCCUUCCUCAUGCUGACUGGAGCCCUCGUCACCUUUAUCCUAACACUCAACCUGCACUGACCACACAAGGGAGUUGGAGGAGGGGAGAGAUAAUACAAGGGAUUUUCCUGCUCAGUUGUAAUCAUGAAAGUGAAUGAAGAAGAGGAAUGUUCCGAUGGGACACUUCUCUGUGCAGUACUAAUAUCCACACUCUCCGACAUCCAUCAGAAAGGGUCUCACGAGGGCAGUUAUGUCCAGCUGUUCUGGCUUGUUUUGAAGUACCUUUUACUCGAGAACAGAAAGGAAUGUCGUAUAAAUUAAUGUUUGGCUUGGGAUAGCCAUAACCAUAAAUAUAGAACUGAUAUAGCAUCUGCUAAAUGACAAGAAUUUGAAUGUAAAUAUAUUGUCUAUGGUCAUAAAUUCAUACUGGUCUCUUUUCCUGAACCCCGUUUAACCAGUAUAAUAACAGCUAAACAUCAUUUUACUUUGUAAUGGUUUACUGUAUUCUAUCAGACAGUAUUUGUUCAUGCAAUACUGUAAGUUCUCUGAAGCAACAUGCUCAGGAAUGUUAAUAUACUGUACAGUAGUACAUAAUCAUGACCAAGCAUUUGAUAGAAUUACAGUAAUUAUGGGCAAUAGGCUAUACCAUAUAGGCUAGUAAAGUGAAAACAAAUUGUAUUUGUCAUGCUUCGUAAAACAACAGGUGUAGACUAACAGUGAAGUGCUUCCCAUCAAUGCAGAGUAAUAAAAUAAAGGUAAU